AUGUCAACUGCUGGUUCGAAAGAAGAGCGUCAGGGUCUUCUCAGCACUUCAGGUACCACUUGAGAGUCGAACACCAUCAGCACAUCUUAGGCAUGUCAUCCAAAAAGACGAGCAAGUCGAAAAAGUCGGCGAGUCCGACCUCAGUCAGGUCUCUGACGACCGUACGCUCCUCCACGACUGUGGCCAGGUCGUUCAAAAAUGUCCCAGUGAAAAUUGAAUCAGUUUUGGUUCAGAAGAGAAAUGCCGAAGAUGAGCGACGGUUCCGAGUUUGAUUCUGGUCCCUAUGGCUGGUGUGAGUGUCCUUUCCAACAUUAGGGUUUUCAUUUGGAUUAAUCAGUCUCAACUGUUCCUCAAAUGUAAUAUUUUGGCUUACGAAACUCGACAUUUAUGUCAUCACUUAUUUUUAUUUGUUUUGAAAAAAAUUUCACCAGAGAACUGUCCUUUACUGUAAGAAAAUUUGUUAAGAAUAGAAAGGUUCAGUGUUUUCUUUUGCCUACCUGUUCAUUCUGUGGGGCGUCGUGAUCAGCCUCUCGGUGGCGUUCAUCUACUACCUGUACUCGCAGCUCGACCCUCGCUACCCGCGCUAUUUCGGCACUGGAACAUUCGCCGGCGGCACUCCCCGUCCGUUGAUCCGACUUCUUUCCACAAAAAUGAUCCUUUAUCAGAUAUCACUUUUGACCCGAAUCCUCGAAGGUUCACUGAAGACAUGUUCAACAGAAUGGAGUUUGAUCAGUACGAGUUUCGCUCGUACGUCAACUAUCUCAUUCGCUAUAAACAUGUGAUGAAAGGUGAGUCUCCACAGAGAAAGUUUUUCUGCCGGUUUUUGGAAGAAGUCAGGUUUUUGAGUAAUGUAAUAAAAAAUUCGUGCUGAGUUUCGCAAAAAUAUUAGUUAACUCUUUUUCGACUGUAAAAUUUUUUCGAGUUUUUUUGCUCAAGAGCACAUUUUUUGCUGUAUUAGUACUUAGUUAACCAUGACUUUUUUCUAGUGACAGUAAUCCAGCUUGUUUUAGAUGUUGAUGGUGUUCAAAAAUGUCUUCAAAGCAUAAAAAACCAAAUUGAAAACAAGAAAAAAUCAUUUUUCUGUCUUUUUGACCGAAAUAAAAUUUCUGUUAGUCGCAGACUUGCCUUUUUGGUUUCAGCACUGGUUUUAAGGUUAUAACGACACACUGCCGCCCUGCUGGAAAACCCCGCUGAACGAAAAUGAAGCCUGCGGCUUCGAAAGAGUUGAUGGCUUUGGAGAGUGCGCUUUCACGCGGUUUUCCUUCCGUCUCGAUUUGGAUCAAGUCUUUUUUCAGAGAAAAUCUGGAGAAAGGCAUGGGCUUCAGCAAAGGCCAACCUUGUAUAAUGAUCAAACUCAACAAGGUUCUUGAUAAUUUCUCGCUUUACUUGCAUCGAAAAAAAAUUUCAGAUUCUCGGUUGGCAUCCUAAUGACAUUUUGGUGAGUUUGAAGUAUUUUAAUAAAUAAAUGACUUGAUAGACUUGAAAAAAAAACACAUUAGGGGAAAGACAUUGAAAAGAAGUCGGUCUUAGAUCAAAAUAAGGAUUUUGAACAAUAACAGGAACUUUUAAAGUUGUCUACGUUUCUAUCGAAUCUUGUGAGAUUUGUUAAGGACCUCUAUGAAAAAAAUAUGGUCGUACAAGUUUUAAAUUUUGAUUUUUUAAAGUUUUUUUUAUCAGACAGCGUAAAGGAAAAAAAAAUGAGCAUUGAAUAAAUUUCUUCUUUGAUUUUUGUCUCACUUGAAUGUUUGUAAAAUUUAUGAGAUUGGAAAAAGAAGUUCUAAUCAUCGUUUUUUUAAAAGCUUAGUUAAUAAACUUUGACUCUCCAUUUGACCACUUACAAUAUACUUUCUAAUGGGAAAAUUUCAGUGAACAAACUUUUUUUUAUUGAGUAGUUGCGCCCUCUACCAGCCGGACACUGUCUCUUUCUUAUCGUGUCAUAACCCUUUUUCCGAUGACUCAAACCAGCCUUGGAUCAGAUACUUAUGUUUUCUUGACUUUGUAUGUUCAGACGAAUGACGAUCAAACGUGCUCGAGAGGACAGUGCUGCGGCAGUGGAAUAACGUUCAACUGUUCCUCAAAUGUAAUUGGAAAACCGGGAUAAAAUACAUAAAGUUGUAGGGCGACGUGAAAUUCGAGUUCUAUCCGAACCAAGGGAUCCAGUCGUGCUACUAUCCGUUCAACGGGCAGCCCGGUUAUGAGCAGCCGUUCGUCAUGGUCAAACUCUACAACCUUCCGGAAAACAAGGAGGUCCUUACACUAAAGUUGAAAAUCAUUGGGCGAAGUUUUUUUUUUCUGAAAUUCAUAGUGUUCUCAUAUUUUUUUCUCUUUUUCGGAGCACUGAAAAGCCGAAAUUAAAUUUUUCAUGCGAAACUUUCAAAACUAUCCCAGUACGACUCGUUUUCUAGAUAAUGAACGAAAAAAAAUGAUAUUAUCCAGAGUAAUAUUUUAUAUUUCGAUUACUAGCCUACUUUUUUUAAUUACUCUACUUUUUCCAAUCUAUUCAGCUUUUUUUCUGAUUUUUCAAGGUGGUCCAUUUAUUAAAGACAGAAAAACUAUAAAAUGCCAUUUAAAAAAACCAAAUUCCAAAGAGUGAAGCAGGUUCCACCGGAUCACGAAAAAAUGUUUUUAUAUAAAUAAUUUCGCUAAGUUCUUGUUUUUCAGGUGAAGAUCUCGUGCUCUCCCAAUCCAAACGCCUUGAAAAUAACCGAUGGAGAUCGUCCCAACGAACUUCAUUUCUACAUCAAACGCCGAAAACAUGUAGAAGACACCGGCUAA
Molecule: messenger RNA, 2775 nt
Organism: Caenorhabditis auriculariae
Lineage: Eukaryota; Metazoa; Nematoda; Chromadorea; Rhabditida; Rhabditidae
Source: the annotation of a GenBank genome assembly